AUGAUGAUUUGCAUCAUCCUCCAUAACAUGAUUGUGGAGAAUGAGUAUGAUUAUGAUGCCCCAGAGAUGUUCGAACCUGAUCCCAUGAACACAUCAUUGACAAGAAUUUAUGAACGGCCCGUGGGAGCAAAUGGACAACCACUAGAGCACGAACUGUUAAUUAGGGAUGGUCAUUAUAACAACCGUAUGAUUGAUCGUUAUAUGGAAAUGCAAUCUCUUUAUGUUCACGAAAGACGUCAAGUUGACUUGAUCGAGCACUUAUUGUCGAUGAAAGGAAAUCAUGAUGGAUAA
This is a messenger RNA of Prunus armeniaca (apricot), 291 nucleotides long. NCBI's taxonomy places the organism in Eukaryota, Viridiplantae, Streptophyta, Magnoliopsida, Rosales, Rosaceae. The record is from the annotation of a GenBank genome assembly.